UGAAAAGGGUAAGGUCCAAGUUGGGAGUUCAGAAACCCCUCGCCUCCAGCUUAUAUCCAUCCAUAUAUAUAUUUAUAAGAAUCCAAAUUUCCAGAUCAGAGAACAAUUUAAAUCCAUGAAACGUGAAAAAAUCAAAAUGAAAAAAAGGCAAGAAAAUCGGAGAAGAAAAGAAUAAAAAAAGGCGAGAAAAGUCUCCUUCUUCUACUCCAAUCGUAGACCCACAACGUGAACAGCCAAAACCUACAUUUUCCCCUCUGGAAAAAAUAUACAAAAAAAAAUCUUUUGUUUUGUUUAACUUCUGUUCCUUGUAACCCAAGCAUCGAAUAGUUGCCGAUUUGAACCUGCGUAAUGUGUUUUUUGGACAACGAUUAAGGAAGCAAAAGGAAGUUCAAAGGGGCGAAGGAUUGUUUUUGUUUUCGUUUUACCAUUCUCAUUUUCAUUUUUUUUGCUAAUUUUUAUCGGUUGAUGAAGAAGCAUCGUCGAUGGCUGAGGAUUGUGAUCCUCUCGUUGCUCUCUUUCUCUGUACUAGCUCCAAUCAUGCUGGUCUCUCUCGGACUCAAAACCCUCACUUCCAUUGCAGGCAAGCGGGAGUUUAUUGAGGAUUUGGCCAGUAUUAAACAUAGGGCAGAUAAUUUGAGAUUUAAUGCAGUUGAGCAGGAAAGUGCCGAGGAAUUAAAAGGUCCAAAACUUGUUUUCAAAGAGAAGGAUUUUAGCUCUGUAGUUAGUCACAGUUCUGAUGAGAAUCAUAAUUUGUACCAAUCUGGGAAUGCUCCAAAUGCGUCUAAAUUGUUAGAAACAAGUGAGUCUGAAAUUACUCAUGAAGGAAAAGACGAGCAUCAAAUUCAGCAGAAGAUCAAACUCGUGAACUCCAGGAAAAAGGAGCAACCCAAUCAAGAAAGAGUCAAACGUGAUCAACAUUUGCACAACCAAGAGAGAAACAGACAUGACCAGCAUUUGCACAAUCAAGGAAGAGGCAGACGUGAUCAGUAUCUGCAGUCUCAGUCACACGUGGAAGUGGAUGAGAAGAUAAAUCUGAUGAGAGAUCAGAUCAUUAGGGCAAAAGCAUAUUUAAAUUUUGCACCACCAAAUAGUAACUCUCACUUAAUUAAAGAGUUGAGAACGCGAAUCAAAGAGGUUGAACAAGCAGUCGGUGAUGCCUGCAAGGAAUCUGAUUUGCCACGGAGUGCUUCACAGAAAAUGAAAGCAAUGGAGGCUUCAUUGUCCAAAGCAAGUCGUGCAUACCCUCACUGCUCUCAGAUGGCAACAAAACUUCGUGCCAUGGCUUAUAAUGCUGAAGAACAGAUUCGGGCACAGAAGAAUCAAGAGUCAUAUCUUGUUCAACUUGCUGGAAGGACUACCCCUAAAGGCCUUCACUGCCUCUCCAUGCGGUUGACAGCUGAAUAUUUUUUCCUUCAACCUGAGGAAAGGCAGUUCCCUAACCAACAAAAGUUGAAUGAUCCAGACCUUUAUCACUAUGCUGUAUUCUCUGACAAUAUUUUGGCUUGUGCAGUGGUUGUUAACUCCACAAUUUCCUUUGCAAAGGAACCGGAGAAAAUUGUUUUUCAUGUGGUGACAGAUUCUCUCAACCUCCCUGCAAUUUCAAUGUGGUUUUUAUUAAAUCCUCCCGGGAAAGCUACAAUUCAUAUUCAGAGCAUAGAAAGUUUUGAUUGGUUAGCAACCAGUCAUAGUUCAACAUCAGAAGAACAGAAGUCCAAUGAUCCAAGAUAUACUUCUGUCCUUAACCAUCUUCGGUUCUAUCUGCCAGACAUCUUUCCAGCACUGAAUAAAAUCGUGCUCUUUGAUCACGAUGUGGUAGUGCAAAGAGACUUAACUGAAAUUUGGAGUGUUGACAUGACGGGGAAGGUAAAUGCUGCUGUGGAGACUUGUCUGGAAAGAGAAGCUUCGUAUCGUGCAAUGCAUAUGUUUCUGAACUUGUCAGACCCAUUUUUGCAGAAGAGGUUUGAUGCCAAUGCUUGCACAUGGGCAUUUGGUAUGAAUUUGUUUGAACUCCAAGAAUGGAGAAGAAAGAAUUUAACCGGGCUCUAUCGAGCUUAUGUGCAACUGGGACUUGAGAGGCCAUUGUGGAAAGCGGGAAGCUUGCCCUUGGGUUGGAUUACCUUCUACAACCAGACUGUGGCUUUAGAUAAGAGAUGGCACACACUCGGGCUAGGUUAUAACGCGGGUCUCAGUUCGAGUGAUAUGGAGGAUGCGGCAGUUUUACAUUAUGAUGGGGUCAUGAAACCAUGGUUGGAAAUCGGAAUCGCAAAAUACAAGGGCUAUUGGAGCAAGCAUUUGCAGUAUGACCAACCUUACAUGCAACAAUGCAAUAUCAAUGAGUAAUUGAUGAUCAGAAACAUACAAGUGGGAUUCUUUGAUUCAUUUUUUUUAUAAUCUUGUAGGGCUUGAUUCAAAAUUUACGACGAUAAGAAUCCCGGCGGGGGGGGAUUAGAUAUACUUUAAAAAAAAACCUUUUAAUUUUUAUUUU
Hibiscus syriacus is the source of this 2485-nucleotide messenger RNA. Its product is annotated as probable galacturonosyltransferase 6. Lineage: Eukaryota; Viridiplantae; Streptophyta; Magnoliopsida; Malvales; Malvaceae. Gene Ontology annotation, molecular function: polygalacturonate 4-alpha-galacturonosyltransferase activity. The record is from RefSeq and is a predicted model, not a curated record. The transcript is spliced from 9 exons. The coding region runs from base 466 to 2340 and encodes 624 amino acids.